AUGUCAGCAUCUCCACGAUCCUCUAUUAUCAGCUUGACCAAGACCAUCGUUGGUGCUGGAGGGCUUGCUCUACCUUACGCCUUUCGAGCAGAUGGAGUCUGUUUGGGGUUGGUGAUUAUCUCUUUGGCUGCUUUCGCAUCUGGCUUUGGGUUGUAUUUGCAGGUCAGAACCUCGUCCUUUGUAUCUGCUGGAAAUGCCAGCUUUUUCAGCGUUGCCUCCAUCACUUUUCCAAAGUUGAGAACUUUGUUCGACUUUGCAAUUGCUCUUCUAUGUUUCGGCGUGGGAGUGUCCUACUUGAUAAUUGUUGGAGAUGCUGCUCAGGGACUAUUUGCUGAUGCCAUUUCAAGAAACGUCUUGAUUCUUUCUUCCUCCCUUGUUAUUGUUCCCUUGAGCUUUUUGAAAAACUUGGAUUCCUUGAAAUAUAGCUCUGUGGUUGGGUUGGUGUCAAUUUUCUAUGUUUUCCUAUUCGUUAUUUUUAAUUUUGUAUUCAAUGGUAUUCCAAACGACAUGAGAGGCCCUGUUAAUCUCAUCAAACCAUUGAACAUACCCUCCAUCAUAUCAACCUUUUCAAUUUUGGUUUUUGCCUUCUCUGGGCAUCCAAACAUGUAUUCAAUUAUCAACGAAGCAGCAGACAAAUCUGUUGCAAACUUGACUUUUGUCAUUAAAUCCUCCAUAUUCAUUAGCUGGGCUAUCUUCCUACUUGUCGGUUUAACAGGUUAUCUCACAUUUGGUUUGAAUGUUGAGGGCAAUAUUCUCCUGAUGUAUCCCCAGGGGAUAUCCAAACAGAUUGCUACGUUUCUUUUGCUUCUUAUGGUUAUUCUCUCGUUCCCUCUAGUUUUCCAUCCGGUUCGUAUCAGUGUAAACAACAUUUACUUUUCCAUCAAAACCAAGUUUUUAUCCCAAGAAAGGUUGGAGAACAACGAGCUGACAACCCUGCUCCAAAACAACACACACCUCACCACUCAAACUGAUGAUGCUUUUCCUAUUGAAUUCAAGGUUCCCUUUUCUAAUCUGGCAUAUACCACAAUCACUCUCUCGCUUUUGAUCUUGUCUUAUAUAUUGGCUCUCACUGUCAAGUCUUUUGCUUUCGUGUUGUCUAUUGUUGGGGCCACUGGCGGAACAAUAAUUUCUUUUGUCUUGCCUGGUUUGUUUGCAUACAGAUUGUUUGUUGGUGACUGGUUCCUUAAAAAUGCUGGGUUUUUGUUGUUCGUCUGGGGUAUAAUUGUCAUGAUAUUGUGUUUAUCUGCUGCAUUGUUUUUGCAUACAUUUUAA
Messenger RNA from Ascoidea rubescens DSM 1968, 1272 nucleotides. RefSeq lists its product as uncharacterized. Gene Ontology annotation, cellular component: fungal-type vacuole membrane. Bases 1 to 1272 code for a protein of 423 amino acids. Gene Ontology annotation, molecular function: L-tyrosine transmembrane transporter activity; L-glutamate transmembrane transporter activity; L-serine transmembrane transporter activity. Gene Ontology annotation, biological process: amino acid transmembrane transport. NCBI's taxonomy places the organism in Eukaryota, Fungi, Ascomycota, Saccharomycetes, Ascoideales, Ascoideaceae. The transcript is spliced from 2 exons. The record is from RefSeq and is a predicted model, not a curated record.